This is a messenger RNA of Oppia nitens, 4092 nucleotides long. RefSeq lists its product as uncharacterized. The transcript is spliced from 10 exons. The annotation marks the transcript as partial. The record is from RefSeq and is a predicted model, not a curated record. NCBI's taxonomy places the organism in Eukaryota, Metazoa, Arthropoda, Arachnida, Sarcoptiformes, Oppiidae.
UUUACGACUUCUAUAGGCAAUUCACUGCUUGUUAUUAUUUCUUCUUCUGUUACCACUUCUGUUGGCAUUUCACUGCUUGUUAUUUCUUCUUCAGUUACCAAAUCUGUCGCCAAUUCACUGCUUGUUAUUUCUUCUUCAGUUACCACUUCUGUCGCCAAUUCACUACUCGUUGUCAGUUCUUCUUCAGUUACCACUUCAGUUGGCAUUUCACUGUUUUUUAUUUUUUCUUCAGUUACCACUUCAGUCGCCAAUUCACUGCUUGUUAUUUCUUUUUCAGUUACCACUUCUGUUGGCAUUUCACUGCUUGUUAUUUCUUCUUCAGUUACCAAAUCUGUCGCCAAUUCACUACUUGUUGUCAUUACCACUUCUAUCGGCAAUUCACUACUUGUUGUUAUUUCUUCUUCUGUUAACAAAUCUGUCGCCAAUUUACUGCUUGUUAUUUCUUCUUCAGUUACCACUUCUGUCGCCAAUUCACUACUCGUUGUCAGUUCUUCUUCAGUUACCACUUCAGUUGGCAUUUCACUGUUUUUUAUUUUUUCUUCAGUUACCACUUCAUUCGCCAAUUCACUGCUUGUUAUUUCUUCUUCAGUAACCACUUCUGUUGGCAUUUCACUACUUGUUAUUUUUUCUUCAGUUACCAAAUCUGUCGCCAAUUCACUACUUAUCAGUUCUUCUUCAGUUACCACUUCUGUAGGCAUUUCACUACUUGUUAUUUCUUCUUCAGUUACCACUUCUGUCGGCAUUUCACUGCUUGUAAUAACCAAAUCUGUCGUUAAUUCACUACUUGUCGUCAAUUCUUCUUCAGUUACCACUUCUGUCGCCAACUCACUACUUGUCGUCAAUUCUUCUUCAGUAACCAAAUCUGUCGCCAAUUCACUACUUGUCGUCAAUUCUUCUCCAGUUACCACUUCUGUUGGCAUUUCACUACUUGUUAUUUCUUCUUCAGUAACCAAAUCUGUCGCCAAUUCUUCUUCAGUUACCAAAUCUGUCGUCAAUUCACUACUUGUCGUCAAUUCUUCUUCAGUUACCACUUCUGUUGGCAUUUCACUACUUGUUAUUUCUUCUUCAGUUACCAUUUCUGUCGCCAACUCACUACUUGUCGUCAAUUCUUCUUCAGUUACCACUUCUGUUGGCAUUUCACUACUUGUUAUUUCUUCUUCAGUUACCACUUCUAUAGGCAUUUCACUGCUUGUUAUUUCUUCAUCAGAUACCACUUCUGUUGGCAUUUCACUACUUGUCAUCAAUUCUUGUUCACUUACCAAAUCUGUCGCCAAUUCACUACUUGUCGUCAAUUCUUCAUCAGAUACCACUUCUGUCGUAACCAAAUCUGUCGUUAAUUCACUACUUGUCGUCAAUUCUUCUUCAGUUACCACUUCUGUCGCCAACUCACUACUUGUCGUCAAUUCUUCUUCAGUUACCAAAUCUGUCGUCAAUUCACUAGUUGUUGUCAGUACUUCUUCAGUUACCAUUUCUGUUGGCAUUUCACUACUUGUUAUUUCUUCUUCAGUUACCACUUCUAUCGGCAUUUCACUGCUUGUUAUUUCUUCUUCAGUAACCAAAUCUGUCGCCAAUUCUUCUUCAGUUACCAAAUCUGUCGUUAAUUCACUACUUGUCGUCAAUUCUUCUUCAGUUACCAAAUCUGUCGUCAAUUCACUACUUGUCGUCAAUUCUUCAUCAGAUACCACUUCUAUCGGCAUUUCACUGCUUGUUAUUUCUUCUUCAGUUACCAUUUCUGUCGCCAACUCACUACUUGUCGUCAAUUCUUCUUCAGUUACCACUUCUGUUGGCAUUUCACUACUUGUUAUUUCUUCUUCAGUUACCACUUCUAUAGGCAUUUCACUGCUUGUUAUUUCUUCAUCAGAUACCACUUCUGUUGGCAUUUCACUACUUGUCGUCAAUUCUUCUUCAGUAACCAAAUCUGUCGCCAAUUCACUACUUGUCGUCAAUUCUUCUCCAGUUACCACUUCUGUUGGCAUUUCACUACUUGUUAUUUCUUCUUCAGUAACCAAAUCUUCUUCCAAAUCUGUCGUCAAUUCACUACUUGUCGUCAAUUCUUCUUCAGUUACCACUUCUGUUGUUACCACUUCUGUUGGCAUUUCACUACUUGUUAUUUCUUCUUCAGUUACCAUUUCUGUCGCCAACUCACUACUUGUCGUCAAUUCUUCUUCAGUUACCACUUCUGUUGGCAUUUCACUACUUGUUAUUUCUUCUUCAGUUACCACUUCUAUAGGCAUUUCACUGCUUGUUAUUUCUUCAUCAGAUACCACUUCUGUUGGCAUUUCACUACUUGUCAUCAAUUCUUGUUCACUUACCAAAUCUGUCGCCAAUUCACUACUUGUCGUCAAUUCUUCAUCAGAUACCACUUCUGUCGUAACCAAAUCUGUCGUUAAUUCACUACUUGUCGUCAAUUCUUCUUCAGUAACCAAAUCUGUCGCCAAUUCACUACUUGUCGUCAAUUCUUCUCCAGUUACCACUUCUGUUGGCAUUUCACUACUUGUUAUUUCUUCUUCAGUUACCACUUCUGUCGGCAAUUCACUGCUUGUUGUUAUUUCUUCUUCAGUAACCAAAUCUGUUGUUAAUUCACUACUUGUCGUCAAUUCUUCUUCAGUUACCAUUUCUGUCGCCAACUCACUACUUGUCGUCAAUUCUUCUUCAGUUACCACUUCUGUUGGCAUUUCACUACUUGUUAUUUCUUCUUCAGUUACCAUUUCUGUCGCCAACUCACUACUUGUCGUCAAUUCUUCUUCAGUUACCACUUCUAUCGGCAUUUCACUGCUUGUUAUUUCUUCUUCAGUUACCACUUCUAUCGGCAUUUCACUGCUUGUAAAUAUCUCUUGAUUUACGACUUCUAUCGGCAAUUCACUGCUUGUUGUUAUUUCUUCUUCUGUUACCACUUCUGUUGGCAUUUCACUGCUUGUUAUUUCUUCUUCAGUUACCACUUCUGUCGGCAUUUCACUGCUUUUUACGACUUCUAUCGGCAAUUCACUGCUUGUUGUUAUUUCUUCUUCUGUUACCACUUCUGUUGGCAUUUCACUGCUUGUUAUUUCUUCUUCAGUUACCACUUCUGUCGGCAUUUCACUGCUUUCUUCUUCAGUAACCAAAUCUGUCGCCAAUUCACUACUUGUCGUCAAUUCUUCAUCAGAUACCACUUCGGUUGGUAUUUCACUACUUGUUAUUUCUUCUACAGUUACCACUUCUAUCGGCAUUUCACUGCUUGUUAUUUCUUCUUCAGUUACCAUUUCUGUCGCCAACUCACUACUUGUCGUCAAUUCUUCUUCAGUUACCAAUUCUGUUGGCAUUUCACUACUUGUUAUUUCUUCUUCAGUUACCACUUCUGUCGGCAUUUCACUGCUUGUAAAUAUCUCUUGAUUUACGACUUCUAUCGGCAAUUCACUGCUUGUUGUUAUUUCUUCUUCUGUUACCACUUCUGUUGGCAUUUCACUGCUUGUUAUUUCUUCUUCAGUUACCACUUCUGUCGGCAUUUCACUGCUUGUAAAUAUCUCUUGAUUUACGACUUCUAUCGGCAAUUCACUGCUUGUUGUUAUUUCUUCUUCUGUUACCACUUCUGUUGGCAUUUCACUGCUUGUUAUUUCUUCUUCAGUUACCACUUCUGUCGGCAUUUCACUGCUUUUUACGACUUCUAUCGGCAAUUCACUGCUUGUUGUUAUUUCUUCUUCUGUUACCACUUCUGUUGGCAUUUCACUGCUUGUUAUUUCUUCUUCAGUUACCACUUCUGUCGGCAUUUCACUGCUUGUAAAUAUCUCUUGAUUUACGACUUCUAUCGGCAAUUCACUGCUUGUUGUUAUUUCUUCUUCAGUAACCAAAUCUGUCGCCAAUUCACUACUUGUCGUCAAUUCUUCAUCAGAUACCACUUCGGUUGGUAUUUCACUACUUGUUAUUUCUUCUACAGUUACCACUUCUAUCGGCAUUUCACUGCUUGUUAUUUCUUCUUCAGUUACCAUUUCUGUCGCCAACUCACUACUUGUCGUCAAUUCUUCUUCAGUUACCAAUUCUGUUGGCAUUUCACUACUUGUUAUUUCUUCUUCAGUUACCACUUCUGUCGGCAUUUCACUGCUUGUAAAUAUCUCUUGA